Molecule: messenger RNA, 225 nt
Organism: Ascochyta rabiei
Lineage: Eukaryota; Fungi; Ascomycota; Dothideomycetes; Pleosporales; Didymellaceae
Exons: 2
Coding region: 1-225 (74 amino acids)
Source: RefSeq, a predicted model, not a curated record
AUGGCUGAUCAGAGGUCCCACCAAGACAUCACCGCCCUUGGUCUUUCUGAAGCCGACCAGAACAUCAAUAACACCACUGAAGAUAUCAGCCACAAGGCGUCUGGCCACAAGGCCAACCUCAGCAACCCUAAUACUAGCGAGGAGAGUAAGGAGAAGUCAAGGCAAGCAUUGAAGGAACUCGGGGGUGAAGACGCGUUCUACGAAAAGCAAGGCAAGGGCGCGUAA